CAACAGCUUCGCGCCGUCAGCCACGCAUACCCUCCCCAGUGCCCGUCUUGCUUGGAUAUAUGUUUCGUCCGUUGUCUUCUCUUCUCUACUCUACUCCCAAUGUUUAGUAUGCGACUACUUCUGUCACCCACUGCCAACCCCUGAUCUGCAUUUUGGCGUUGAAAACGUAAGGGUCGCUCGCUACCAGCACGAACCAACAACAAAUAUUUACCACGCCUCACAAGCUCGACAAUACGCUACGAUUUCAAUUUCUGGCUACUUCUCCUGUCCGGCUGGCACCAUAAACAGGCUGCUACCUCACCUGCUACCCCGCCGCCGCCUGCUCCAAAUUUGAAAAUCUCGAUCUGCGAGCUACUCAAAAUGUCCGGCAUACCUUUCAAACCUGUGACAGUGUUUUCAGCUGCUUCUUCGGCGUUUCUUGUUGGGUUUAGACCUGAUUUACUCGUCUUCUCACGGCCGAGUUAUGUCGGAACGUUUCUACAAAUCUGGCUUCUGUCAUUCUCGAUAUGGGCAUUUUACAAGAUCGUCUUAUAUCCCAAGUACUUUUCGCCGAUAAGACACUUCCCUACUCCUCCUGGUGGAAGCUGGUGGAAUGGCCACUUUGAUCAGAUCAAGGCUUUGCCUACUGGAGGACCCAUGGUUAAUUGGAUCGAGAGUGUACCAAACGAUGGUAUUAUUCGCUAUAUGGGAAUGUUUAACUCCGAACGUCUGUUUAUUACCAGCCCAAAAGGCCUUGGUGAAGUUCUUGUUACCAAAAACUACGAUUUCAUCAAGCCAUCGCACGUUGCCACCGGACUCGGAAGAUUGCUAGGUAUUGGUGUGCUAUUGGCAGAAGGCGAAGAGCAUAAACGACAAAGGAAGAAUCUAAUGCCAGCUUUUGCGUACCGUCAUGUUAAGGAUCUCGUCCCCGUCUUCUGGGACAAAUCCAGGGAGGCUGUUCUCGCGAUGACCGAACACAUCAAUGCAGGCGGCAUGCCGAAUUCAGAAUUACCGCCCUCGCACAAGAGACCAGACGUUGAAAAGGACGACGCAGUCAUGGAAGUGGGAGAAUGGGCAAGCAGAGCUACCCUCGAUAUCAUUGGUUUGGCGGGCAUGGGACAAGAUUUUGGAGCCAUCAAGGACCCUAAUACGGAGCUCAACCACACUUACAGGACUGUCUUCAAGCCGUCCAGACAAGCAGCUAUACUUGGCCUUCUCAAUAUGUUUCUCCCCGGCUGGUUUGUCCGUAACCUCCCCGUGAAACGAAACGGCGAGAUCGAAGCUGCCGCAGCAGUCAUCCGAACCACCUGCCGUCAACUCAUCCGAUCCAAGAAGGACAAGCUGGAAAAAGGCGAGCUCACAGAUAUUGAUAUCCUUAGCGUGGCCCUUGAGAGUGGUGGCUUCAGCGAAGAGAAUCUAAUUGAUCAGUUGAUGACAUUCCUGGCUGCUGGACAUGAAACGACGGCUACUGCCAUGACUUGGGCUAUCUACAUGCUCUGUCUCCACCCCGAAGUCCAGACGAAGUUGAGAGCAGAGAUCAGAGAAAAGCUACCUAGCAUCAACGGCAAUGCAGAUGUCACAACCCAGGAUAUCGACCAUAUGCCUUACCUCAACGCAGUGUGCAACGAAGUCCUACGAUACUACCCACCUGUGCCUCUCACUCUUCGCGACGCAGCCCAAGAUACCACAAUUCUUGGCCAAGCUGUUCCAAAAGGUACUCGUGUGAUGAUGGUUCCAUGGGCCAUCAACAAGUCAAAUGAACUCUGGGGACCAGACGGAGGAAAGUUCAACCCAGACCGCUGGCUACCGUCCGAAAAGAACCCUCACAGCGCGAACGGAGGGGCCCAAAGCAACUACUCAUAUUUGACAUUCUUACACGGCCCACGCAGCUGUAUUGGACAGGCAUUUGCAAAAGCGGAAUUCAUGUGUCUUCUCGCCGCAUGGGUUGGCAGGUUCGAAUUCGCGCUGAACGAUGAGCGGGAAUUGGACGAGAAGAAUGUUGUCAUCAAGGGAGGUGUCACUGCCAAGCCAGCGAGGGGGCUUUAUGUCAGGACGAACGUAGUGGAGGGAUGGUAGAAAGCAUCUGUGAUGACGGAGACGGCGAAUGGAGUUUGAGUGUUGUAAUGAGUUUAUGAAAGGCAAUGGAUGAGACGAAUGGCUUGAAUGGGACCAUACCUGCAGGAUAUGGCAAUGCAUAUUAGAAUCAUCAAGUUUUGUCUCCUGGAUGCCGAGCUUGUAUUGCACCUAAUUGUACCUAUUAACUGUAAUGAAUGAAUAGAAACACUACAAAUGAGGUUUGAACAACGACGAAUUCCAUGACUCACAUGUAGAUAUUCAUGCACGACGAACAAGUUGCCCCAGUAUAGUACCCCUUCCCUCAUCGAACAGCAUGUAUUCCCGAGCAACUAACUUUCUCAAGCCACGAGAACGAGUCGAAGCAUAAACCCUACUACAGGUUCACAAUCCAAGAAACAACCAGAUGCUUCAUCCUAUCGGAUUUCGCAGCCUGAACACCAACCAGUGAACAGCUUGGAAGCAAAACUUUCCAGUCAUACCACCCUUGGAUCCCCAGAAGACAGUCGUUGCGAAUAUGGCUGGGAUGAACCCCGGUUGGCUUAAAGAUUACCUGGUUUGAGAGACCAGAUGUUCUGUAACGAGGUCUUACGUGGACUGUACAGUGUACGGGAGAUACUAAAUACCGAAAUAGCAAGAAGGAAGGAUAUAGAUACACAAUGAUAUUGAUAUCAAGGAUUCCGUAUCAACGCAGAUGUUUGAUGACGGAGUUUUAGAGCCUCACUCUCAUUGAGGGCAUUGGUAGGGAACUGCUAUUAAGAUGUAAUGCCAGCUUUAUGCUGGGGAGUGAGGAGCUGGAUUAAUAGGAAAUAAAUACUUACGAUUGCAACCACAUCGUAAACAACCCACCGGGUUUCCAUUUCCUCUGAUCGUCAUUGCAUUAAUUAAGCACAAGUUCUCCUCGUCAUCCUGUCUGACGUUGGGAGCGAUCAGAUCUCCGAAGUUCUGCAUGGGAAAUCCAGAAGCUCCGAGAAAUUGGGUCUUGGGCAGGAAACGAAGUAACGCGCACAUCUAGACCCAGAAGAAGGCUUGACAGUUUGACCUGUUCGAUCGACGGAUGGAUCAUGGUUGACUGUGGCGAAGUUUGGCUUUUAGAGUUUAGAAUUCGAGAUUCCAGAACGUCGCAAUGUGGACAAGGGCUGUUGGCUGUCGUGGUUUUAGGAAGAAGCGUUCUGGAACAGGCGUUCUGGAAGCAUGGAGGAUGCUGGCUGUUACAAGCGAGAAAUGAAAACACAGCCAUUUCAAGUUUAUGGUACUGACAACAAACUUGCUUGGAGUCUAGCAUUGUUUCAUUCGAGACUGCUCUACAGCUAGGCGGUUUAGCCA
This is a messenger RNA of Cadophora gregata, 3378 nucleotides long. RefSeq lists its product as uncharacterized. The coding region runs from base 361 to 2055 and encodes 564 amino acids. The record is from RefSeq and is a predicted model, not a curated record. Gene Ontology annotation, molecular function: monooxygenase activity; heme binding; oxidoreductase activity, acting on paired donors, with incorporation or reduction of molecular oxygen. The transcript has 3 exons. NCBI's taxonomy places the organism in Eukaryota, Fungi, Ascomycota, Leotiomycetes, Helotiales, Ploettnerulaceae.